GGUCUCUCGUACUCCUAGAACAGACAUUGAUUGUCUUGUUGAUCUAAAGUAUAAAAAGAAAAAGAAAGAAAAAAACAAGAGAAACAACAAAUCAGAAACCAUGCAGCUCUCCAACAAGCUCUCCGUGGCCCUGAUGGCCGCUCUGGCCGUGGGUUCCGACGCCAGCACUCACGCCCGUCAUGCCCGUCACUUCCACCCUCGUGGUCUGAACGGCACUGAGCCCUCGUCCUCCUCGGCUGUCUCGUCUACUUCCAGCCUGCCGGUGUCUUCUCCCUCGUCGUCCGCUGUCUCUUCCACUGCGGUCUCGUCCACCCCCGCCUCUUCCUCGGGCGUGGCUUCCUCCACUCCCCUCUACCCCAGCUCGUCCGCCGUCGGUGCCGGUUCGUCCUCGGGCGCGGCCACCACGAGCGCCGUUCUCAGCACCGGUCUGCCCGGCUUCAGCACCGCCUCUGGCGAUGUCUCCUCCAGUGCCGGUGCUAGCGACAUCACCGUCACCUACACUCUGGGAACCGGUUCUUCUACCUCCGUGGUGACCACUACCAUCCACCGCACCUCGACCGCUGUCCACACCGUCACGGCCACCCCCACUCCCUCGGAGUCCGGCAACGGCGCGGAGUCCACCGAGUCGUCUGGCUCGACCAGCACCGCCACCCUCCUGCCCGUCACCUCCGGCAACGGCGAGGGUUGCAGCCCCACCGCUACCGUCACCGUCACUGUGACUGCCACCCCGACGGGUUCGUCUGGCGAUCACCACGGCCACGGAGGUCACGGCCACGGAGAUCACGGCUACGACCACGACGAUGAGGAUGAUGAGGAUGACGAGGGUGAUGAUGAGGAUGACGAGGGUGAUGAUGAGGAUGACGACGAGGACGAUGAUAAGGAUGAUGAUGACCACCACCACCACGGUCCCCCCCGUCCCACCGGCCGGCCCCAUCCUCCCUUCCCCGGCAAUGGCACCGUCCCCGUCCCCAGCAGCAGCAUCCCCGUCAGCAGCAGCAUCCCCAUCCCUAGCAGCAGCAGCAUCCCCAGCAGCAGCGUCGCCAAGUCCAGCGGCUUCGCGACCAGCAGCAAGGCGGCUGCCCCCACCAACUUCCGCCGUAGCAACUAAGGCGGACCCUGGUGAAGGAAACCGUUGGUCGGUCCCUCGACGGGGCGAUUCGCCCGGUCGUUCAUAUCUGAGCUUCUCUGGAGAAAUUUGAUGCGUCUAGACUUUUCGUUCUCAUCUUAUCCGAUGGGGUGAUCCUGUCGGUGGUUCUUCAAUUCUUACCGGGGUUGACCACGCCCUGGGACAGUUUAUCUUGUACCGCCUUUUUUUUAUUCUUUCAUUUCUCUUUGAGGUUCUUCUAUUCUUUUUCCUGGUGAAAUGCUGGGUGAAUUGACGCUGUGGAAGGGACGGUCCAACGCAUGACAAAAGACAAAAAGUAGCCGGGAGAAUUUAGAGUUCUUGUACAAAUGUAACGUGGUGUUUCUCUUGAUCGGUCCGUUCACUCAUUCAUUCUUUGGACGUGUACGUCACAACAUAUUACAUAUUCGAUUUUUU
This is a messenger RNA of Aspergillus candidus, 1540 nucleotides long. RefSeq lists its product as uncharacterized. Lineage: Eukaryota; Fungi; Ascomycota; Eurotiomycetes; Eurotiales; Aspergillaceae. The coding region runs from base 101 to 1108 and encodes 335 amino acids. The transcript has 3 exons. The record is from RefSeq and is a predicted model, not a curated record.